AUGGGCGAGUCGAAAGUGAUGUAUAAAUUUAACGCGUUCGAUGAGAAAUACGCGUUUGAUGAUGGUGGCAUGUUCACUUACAGCAGCACCGAACAGAAACGAGUCGAAGAAUUGGUGAGAGAUGAAGCGCAGAAAUUUGUCUUAGGUUAUUUGGACGGUGUGGAUGAUGGCGCAGAUAAUGCGCCAGUGUUGCGUCGCGUUCUUCACAGCCGAUAUCUUUGUCGACAUCUGAAGCAGCUGGGCAAGUCGUGCUCGCAUCUUGAUGCUUCACGGCCGUGGUUUUGCUACUGGGGAAUGAAUGGCCUCAAAUUGCUGGAAGCAUCUUAUGAUGAAACUCUAACUUCAAGGCAUGUUCUUCCUCCAUCUUUGAGAUGUAUUUUUAUUUGA
Molecule: messenger RNA, 387 nt
Organism: Gongylonema pulchrum
Lineage: Eukaryota; Metazoa; Nematoda; Chromadorea; Rhabditida; Gongylonematidae
Source: the annotation of a GenBank genome assembly